Vicia faba (fava bean) is the source of this 1140-nucleotide messenger RNA. NCBI's taxonomy places the organism in Eukaryota, Viridiplantae, Streptophyta, Magnoliopsida, Fabales, Fabaceae. The record is from the annotation of a GenBank genome assembly.
AUGUUUGCAACCCUUGAUAAUCGUUGCCUAAAAUACUUUUGGGGACGUUUAUGGAGCGAUACUCUUUUAUUUUUUUGCCAACGCGGCGGAGGCGGAAGAGGAAACGGUCCAUCCUCCACAUUCUGCAGCUGGCAUGGUGUCACUUGCGGCGGAGGCGGAAGAGGAAACGGAAGAGUGGUUUCACUUAAUGUGACCGGUCUACGCGGCGGUGAACUGGCGUCUUCCAUCGGAGAGUUAUCCGAGCUUCGAGUUUUGUCGAUUCCUGAAAACAUCUUCUUUGGCGAAAUUCCGGUGAGUUUGAUGAAUCUCCGGGGACUUGAGGUUCUUGAGCUUCAAGGGGAACGUGUAGUAUCCAGGGUAUUGUCAGCUACGAAUGAGGAAGGUCGAGUUAAAGGGGAGAACUCCAUCGAACAUGUCACAUAUGAGGAAGAUGCUAUUGAUGCUGACGACAAUGAUGAGAGACUUACUAAAUCAUCUAAUGCUUCUGAUAAAGCAUUUGAGGUCUUAAAAGAAUUUUGCUGUAAUGGUACUGUUGUCGAGGACCCUGAGUUGGGCCAGGUUUGUCUUCUUUUUUUCAUGCCUACAAAUCCAAAAACAUCACUGGAUUGUUCCAUUGAUACUGGAUUGUUCGUUACUGGUUCAUAUGAUCAUUAUGUUAAUGUUUGGGACACUAACACCACUCAGGUUGUGGUGAAUUUUAAAAUGCCUGAUAAGUUGGAACUGAGGAUGUACAAGUUCGGCUUUGUGAAUUGUGAUAUUGCUUCGGGGGCAUUUGCUCAUACUUUGUCUGGUCAUCGAGAUGGUGUAAUGACUGUUGAAUGGUCUGCUUCAAGUGAAUGGGUCUUGAUUACUGGGGGGUGUGAUGGCGCCAUACGUUUUUGGGACAUAAGGCAUGCUGGUUGUUUCCAAGUUUUAAAUCAAUCUCGUACACAGCUUGGAAGACGUCCACCAAUACUCAAACGUUCUUCCAUAACUAAGGAAUCAAGUACAAAAAUGCAUGCUGCACAGAAGAAAUUUGUCAAUGGCAGUGGCAGUGGACAACUGCCAAUUGGCAGGCUAUCAUCUAGGGGACCCAUGAAGCAGAAAUUACAAUCUUCACAAGUCAAAGGAAAUGGAUGCAACCAAGUCAAACAAUGGUGA